UUCAAUUUAUGUUCUUUUCGAUUUUAGUAUAUAUUGAUUGGUAAAUAACUGUAUCGGAUUCAUUCUAACCAAUUACGAUUGGUAUACCAAGUGAUGGCAAAAGCCUUUAACGGUUGGCAAACAAGAAACCAACAGUUUUUAAACUAUUUUUCGCGAUUUCGUGCAUCAUCACUCAGAGUAAUUAUUGUUGCUCUGCUUUUGUUGUUGCCAUCGUCAUCUAUUGUGAAUCGAUGUCCUGAAUUGUCUGUGGUGCAAGCAUUACCCAUUGGCUUGCAACUUGUUGAUCAUUGGAUUGUUAAUCGAUUCGAUUCGACCAUUGGAUCAGUGAAUCGAUCAAUCAUAUCACAAGAACAAGAAUUACAAUUCAUUAAAAAAAGUCCCUCACCCGAUGAAGUUACAGAUGUAAUUCAAACACUUCAAUCAUCAAACAACGAUCAUCGAGUCGACAUCAAUUCGACGGAUUCGAUUUCAAAAUCAGUGGACGAUCAUCAUCAUCAUAUUGUUGCAGAUAAUAGUCAAGAAAAUUCGAAUCGUGAUUCGCUAUCCAUAGUGAUCGACAAACAUUUGAAAGAAGAAGAUAAUUCAAAGGCUCUUUUUGUAAUUGAAAUUUUGUUAAGAAUUGUCAUAUUUAUAUAUUGCUGCUUGGUUAUCGGUUAUCUUUGUGACGAAUAUUUUGUUCCUUCAUUGAAUAGCAUCGGACAAACAUUGAAUCUCAGAGACGACCUUAUCGGUGCUAUACUUAUACCAUUUGGUACAUCUGGUCCUGAAAUUUUCUCUUCAGCUAUCGGUGUAUUUUUCACCGAAAAUGAUAUUGGUACUGGAGCCAUCAUUGGUAGUGGUGUAUUCAAUAUAUUGGCAAUACCGGCAGCAUCGGGAUUGGCUGCUGCAUAUUUCAUUGGCAAAUCGAUUCGAUUGGAUAAACAUGCCGUACUUCGUGACCUUACUUUCUAUUUUAUAUCAAUUAUUGUCCUGAUAUUGGCCAUUAAAGACAAUACUGUCGAUUUUAUUGAUUCAUUACUAUUCACGAUAUUAUUCGUGGUAUAUAUUGGUGUCAUGUUCUAUAGUGCUACUAGUGGCCAAGAACAACCUGAAAAAAAACCGCAGAAUCUUUCACCGAUUCAAUCGGUUGAAAAGCCAUUGCAACAAAAACAACAUUCCGAAAAUGAUCGAAAAUGUUUACAGAACAAUAACCAACAACAACCAUUGUCAACAGGUGGUAUCCAUCUUCCCAAUUUAACAAUCAAUUUUGAUAAUAAUUUUAAAACCGAAAAAUCUCCAAUUACAAAAAAUGGCAAAAACAAAAUCAUGAAAGAAUACCUUAACAAAUGCAAUGAAAUUGCUAAGAUCAACAAUUUGUUGAUUAAAGAUAAUCGAAUAAGCAAUCACAAUCAUCAACAACCACAACCGGAUAGCAAUGAAAAAUUUGAAGAUAAAUUUAAAUUUGAAAUAUUUAUCGAGAACAUAAUUGUCCAGGAUGCAAAAUUAUUAAAGUCAAAAUCGGAUUAUGAAAAACUGGGCGAUGAAUGUGAUGAUAAUGGUGUCGGCUUUACUAAUAAUAUAAUACUGCGUAUCAUAUUGAUGCCGUUCAUAGUGAUAUAUUCAAUUACAAUGCCAGCAAAAUGGCCAGUGGUAACAUUCUUUUUCUCCAUUGUUUGGUUGUCGCUUUUAUCAUAUGUGACCGUAUGGUCAAUUAGCGGUCUAAGCGAUAUGAUCGGCAUACCAUCAACGAUUUCGGGGAUGACCAUUUUAGCUGCUGGAUCGGCUGUACCUGAUCUUGUUACAUCGAUUAUUGUCAUCAAAAAAACUGGCCAAGCUUCCAUGGGAAUAUGUGCAGCAAUAGCAUCAAAUAUUUUUGCUAUUCUAUUAGGCCUGGGUUUACCAUGGGCCAUACAAUUCUCUUUGAAUUGGAUUAAAACUGGAACCUAUCAAAAAUCUAUGAUUAUAUUACAGAGCAGUGCAUUGCCUUAUACAUCUAUAUUAUUAUUGGGCAUCGUUGCCCUCUUAUAUUUGACAUUUAAACAAUGCGAUUGGAAAAUUUCAAAACAAUUUUCAUUCAUUUGUUUCCUUCUACAUGUGGCAUUUGUUGUGUGUAGCAUAUUUUUAGAAAUAUCAAUUAGCUGACAAUAAUUUGUUAUUAAUUGUAAUGAUCAAUUUUAAAAUAAAGUUCGACCAAUUUUAUUUGUGAA
This is a messenger RNA of Dermatophagoides pteronyssinus (European house dust mite), 2186 nucleotides long. Its product is annotated as sodium/potassium/calcium exchanger 5-like. NCBI's taxonomy places the organism in Eukaryota, Metazoa, Arthropoda, Arachnida, Sarcoptiformes, Pyroglyphidae. Gene Ontology annotation, biological process: intracellular calcium ion homeostasis; calcium ion transmembrane transport. Gene Ontology annotation, molecular function: calcium channel activity; calcium, potassium:sodium antiporter activity. The record is from RefSeq and is a predicted model, not a curated record. Gene Ontology annotation, cellular component: plasma membrane.